This is a messenger RNA of Tachyglossus aculeatus (Australian echidna), 3571 nucleotides long. It is a transcript of the gene SUN2, whose product is annotated as Sad1 and UNC84 domain containing 2. Gene Ontology annotation, cellular component: meiotic nuclear membrane microtubule tethering complex; nuclear envelope. The transcript is spliced from 19 exons. The record is from RefSeq and is a predicted model, not a curated record. Gene Ontology annotation, biological process: nuclear envelope organization. The coding region runs from base 275 to 2476 and encodes 733 amino acids. Gene Ontology annotation, molecular function: protein-membrane adaptor activity. Lineage: Eukaryota; Metazoa; Chordata; Mammalia; Monotremata; Tachyglossidae.
GCUGAACCAGACCUCCCGGUUUUCAGAACCCAGGCAUCGACGCGCUCGGGGCAGCCGCCUGCCUUCCUGAGAGGGGGCAUCCGUCACGAAUGGGAAUGGGCCCGAAUGAUGAUUUUGAAACGUGGGCCAAGAGGCCAAACCGAGACCCACGCAAGCUCUCCUGACCUGAGAUUCGGUAGUGGCGUCUUUGGAGGUAGCAGGCUAGCACAUCUGCGUGGAAGCGGGGGGUCCCUUCCUCGGUCCCUCUGGAGCAGAAGGAGGGACCUCAUCCAACAUGUCUCGACGCAGCCAGCGCCUGAAGCUCUAUUCCCAGGGGGAUGACGAUGGCGGCAGCAGCAGCAGUGGCGGUAGCUCCCUAGUAGGCAGUCAGCACUCCCUCUUUAAGGACAGUCCCAUCAGGACUCUGAAGAGGAAAUCCAGCAAUGUGAAGCGGCUCUCGCCGGCCCCUCACCUGGGCACCUCCUCGAAUGCCCACACCACUUACUAUAGCGAAUCCGUUGUCAGCGAGUCGUACGUCGGGGGUCCCCGGUCAUCCCCCUUGGCUCGAAGCUCCAUUCUCCGUGACCCUCAGCCAGACAGUGACCUGAUGUGGAAUGAGGACCUGCUAGUGAGAAGGAGAGACACGGGCAGUACGGAAAGCAGUAACAUCAACAGGCUGACGGAGAACAAAGUGCCAUAUGACACCUACGGCUCUUCCUCCGGCUACUCUUCCGAAGAUGACUACGCGGGACACCUGGGCGUGGACCAGUACGGCUCUGAAUCGCGGUUAAAGAAAGCUGCCUCUCGAGCGGGAUCGUUCCUUUGGAUGGUGGUUACUUUUCCAGGUCAAUUCUUUGGACUCUGCUACUGGUGGAUCGGCACCACCUGGUACCGCCUGACCACAAACGCGACCCUCCUGGAUGUCUUUGUCUUAACCAGGCGUUUUCCAUCCCUGAAGAAACUUCUACUGCUCCUUCUGAUGCUCCUCCUCCUGGUCUUCCUUGCUUACGGUGCUUGGUAUCUCUACCCGUACGGGCUGCAGACGCUCCGUCCGGUUGUGUUAUCCUGGUGGGCAGGAAGAGCCUCUGUGGACAGCAGCAAGAGAGACAUGAUGUGGGAAUCCGGCCAUUCCGCCGCACACAUCCAGGACAAGCAGCUCUUCCUGUCGCAUGUGCACACCCUAGAGCGGCGGCUGGAAGCCCUGGCGGCCGAAUUUUCCUCCCACUGGCAGAAGGACGCGCUCCGGCUGGAGCGGCUGGAGCUGUGGCAGGGGGAGGCGACAGCGGCCGGGGCCGGUGGGGCCGGCGGCGGGGGCGGCCUGAGCCACGAAGACACCCUGACGCUCCUGGAGGGGUUGGUGAGCCGCCGGGAAGCCGUGCUGCGGGAGGACUUCCGCCUGGGCCUCGCCAGUCGCAUCCAGGACGAGCUGGCCACCCUGAGGGCCGAGCAGCGCCAAGAUGUGGAUGAGAUCCUCAAGAAAAUCGCUCGAGCAUCCCACGAGACCGAGGCCUGGGUGCUGCAGCUGAAGUCAGAGUGGCAGAGUUCAACCCAGGAAGCCCUGCGGGCCAGCCAGCUGCAGGACUUGGGGAGGCUGGACGGGCAGUUGGCCGACCUGAGGCGAGAGCUGGCCACCCUGACCCUGAAGCAGGCCACCGUGGCAGAGCAGGUGGAAGGGCUUCCCCAGAGGAUCCAGGAUGUGCAGAACGAGGUGGAGAGUCAGUUCCCCGGCUGGAUCAGCCGAUUCCUCCUGCGCGACGAGGCCGUCGGGGCCAGGCUCCUUCAGCGAGAGGAGCUGCAAGAUCAGCUGCAGAAGCUGGAGCACAAGAUCCUCGCCCACCUGGCCCAGGAGCAGGGGAAGGAGGCCGCGGCCGGCCUGGGGGUGGUCCUGCGGAAGGAAGGGGUGACGGGAGUGACAGAGGAGCAAGUCCACCACAUUGUGAGCCAGGCCCUGAAGCGCUAUAGUGAAGACCAAAUCGGGCUUGUGGACUACGCCCUCGAGUCAGGAGGGGCCAGCGUCAUCAACACCCGCUGCUCGGAGACCUAUGAGACCAAGACGGCCCUCCUCAGCCUGUUUGGCAUUCCCUUGUGGUACCAUUCUCAGUCCCCCCGGACCAUCCUCCACCCGGACGUGUACCCGGGAAACUGCUGGGCGUUUCGGGGCGAGCAAGGCUUUGCCGUGGUCCGUCUGUCAGCCCGCAUCCGACCCACUGCCGUCACCCUGGAGCACGUGUCCAAAUCCCUGCUGCCCAGCAGCACCCUGCUCAGCGCCCCCAAGGACUUCGUCAUCUUUGGCCUGGAUGAAGAAACGCAACAGGAGGGGACACCCCUGGGGCGGUUCACCUACGAUCGGCACGGAGAUCCCAUCCAGACAUUCCAGCUGGAGGACACCCAGCCGACCACGUACCAGGUGGUGGAGCUACGCAUCCUGAGCAACUGGGGACACCCAGAAUACACCUGCAUCUAUCGCUUCCGUGUGCACGGGGAGCCCCAGGCCUAACCCCGCUCCCCUAGCUGCUACCUCAGGGUCUGACUCGCUGGCCCAGGGGGGCAGUUCCCCCUGGCCAGCUGGGUCCCCCUCUGCCCCCCAGCCCCGAGGCACGUAUAACCUACCAGCUCGCCAUCACAUCCCCUCACGCUUGACAUCUUGUAGGUACCGCGGCUUCUGGGGGGGGGAGGGAGGAGGGGCCUCGGCCAGGGUGGGAGAGGGGGAAAUGUGAAAACAGUUCCGUCUGCUCUCCCCCCCUCUGGCUGCUGCUGUUCUCCUCCUCCUCCUCCUGCUGUCAGAGCUCAGGGCUCCCUGGCGGGUGGUCUGCCCCUCCAGAAGGGUGUAUAUAUGUAUUAUAAUCGUGGGGGCGGAUAAAGUAUUUAUUGCACUCUACAGUGGCCAAGUGGAACCUGAUUGGUGACUGCCUGGCUCAAGUCACAGGGGAGAGGGGGCGGUGGUGAAGGGCACAGUUCCACUGGGCUGGAGGGCGAGAUGGGGGUAGAAAUGGGAACCCUGGGCCGAGCUCUGUCGUAGGGAUCAGGGUGCCCUCCCAUACCCACCUUUUCCCACCGAGGGGCCCAGACUGGAACCUCAGUAAGGUGCCUCUCUUCUAAUGGGUGUGGGGAUGUGGGGGCACCCGCUCUUAUUAGCCACUAAUCCUCAUUCUGGAAUGCUUAGCUCUAGGCUGCACUAGGGCUGGAUUUAUACACUGUAUUUCCCCACCCCGUGGAAAGGAGACUGGGGAAGCUCCUUGCCCGCCUGAUCCACCCCGCCUCCAGCCAGAGUGGGUGGUACGUGUCACCCUGUAAGUAGAAGAGGGGCCGGCCGCCUGCUUGCUGGGGGGAGUGGGGAUGCAGUAUUAGACGGGGCACCCCAGCCCACCGUUAGAGAACCCUCCCUGGCUCUGGACUGAAGUCCCAGCCUCCCAGCUACCCCGCCCGGGGGCUCAUACUUACCCGACGCCGUCGCCCCGUCUCAGCCCCUGGGAAAGGUAGGCCCCAUCUCCGGGCACCCCGAAAGCAAGACUCUGGGUGGGAUUCUGGCCUCUUGCUGGCUUAUCUGCACACGGGAGGGACCCCUUAGACUGCGUUGGGAAAAGGACAGGGA